UUUCUGCCGUGCGUCAGCAAUUUCCCGAGCAUCAGCCUCUCUUUAACGGGAAUAGAAACACAAUCAGGGGGGGUUCAUCGUUGCAGACCAUGGACGAAGACCAGAAGACAUAUCUCAUCUUAUACCUGGUCAUCCCAUGGAUCACCCGUAUCCCUGAUCUAUGCGCCCUCAGUCUUGUUUCUCGACCCAUCUCCCUGCUCACCCAACCCUACAUAUUCAAAUCUUUGAGUGUCGAUAUUCCUGAGGCCUCGGAGGGCGAAGAGUCUGGGAAAUUUGACGCGCUGAAACAUGGAUGGCCGCUGGCUCAUCACAUCCGGUGAGUCCUUUUCUGUACAAGCCCUGACACUCAUCACUUAGCUAGCACAGGGCGCUGACACUUAGGGUGAAGCCGUAUAGACCGCAAGUUCUUGUGCCUGCAUCGGGGUUGAUGAAUAAGCUGCCGAAUCUCAAGAGCUUGACGGUGUCUAUUAACAGUGAACUUCGAUCCAAUCAUUCAAUCUAUUGGGCCAAUCCACUCCGUCGCUUACAUCUAGUAUCUGAUGUGUACGGAUAUAUAUUUGACUGUUCCUCCGUUGCGCUGCGGGGUGCGGUUAACGGGUUGAGGGAAAUUGACGUUGCCAAUGCCCACGCUUCUACUCAGCUUUUGGAAGCGCUCAUUGACGGAGGGCGCGAAGUGAUCGAGGGCUUGAAACUUCCGCUUUCCCCCAUCUCUCCUUAUCCGAGUGAAGGUUUCCUUUCCAAGCUUUAUUGUCCCAAAUUGAAAAGGCUUGAGUUUCGUACCCGCCAGAAGCUGGAUAUGCGACCUUUUCUCAGAAAUAAUCCAGGAAUCACUCGAUUUGCCUGCAGCGGAAAUAUUGCUGAACCCUUGUCGGCCUGCCCAUCGGCGGAGUCGGUGGUGUUCAUGGACCAGACAAGAGAAGUGAAAUGCAUAGAUACCCUAUGCAAUCUUCCCAAUCUUGAUAAGCUUCGCCAUCUCCAAUUGCGCAUCUCGGACGGUCCCGUGCUGCACGCCAGCUUUUCAGAGUGUCUGCGCUCAUUGUCGUCGCUUGAAUACCUUUCUUGCUCCGGACAGCUCUUCGUCCAUGAUUGCGACAACAGUGGAGAACACUACGCCCCACUACAUCCGGACGGAAACCCAACGAUGUUGACGGAGGAAUAUUCAUGCGGUUUCCCGUCGCUAAAGUUUGUAGAAGUCGUUGGAUUCCCCUUUCGCUUUAUUUCGCUUCCGCCACCUCCAGUUGUGGAGCCUUCAGGGCAGCUGGCUGGUGAUUCCAAUUUACUUCGCUGGAGAUAUGGAGAUGAAUAUGCAUCGACUCUUCCACCUCCCUGGGCGAAUGCCGUCCGGUCUUUAAUCGGUGAACAAACUCGUCAAUUCCUAAAUCGCGCGCCGAAGUUUCAAAGGGCCAGAUUCAGACCAUACACACAUCCGCCUUACGAUCUCAAUUUGGAUGUGAUUGUUGAGCAUUACCCGAAUAGGUCGUACUUUGUCUUGGGAGGUUUUGGCCGCAAGUCGAAGGGUGAGGUGUUGGAGGGUGAUGGGGGGCUGUUCGCGCAAAUACCGUAUGAUGGCCCCUGGACAACCUCGUGGAAGUCUGGUCCAUUCUGUCUCUAGCCAUAGGCAGUACUUAACUCGAUUAACUUGCUACUCCCUACUUUCUGCUAAGUGUAGCGGCUUUGUUUCACAUUAGUAUGAAUGCCCGUAUCCCAAAAAUCUUGAUAGACAUAAUAGAGAUGCAGGGAUAGAUUGCUCUACCUCUUUCAUCCUAAAGAAUAGAUCCUUACAUGCCAGCUCCGUGGCUGAUCCCUUAUUAUGUUUGAUGGCAAUGGUAACACAGUGACAUU
Messenger RNA from Cantharellus anzutake, 1842 nucleotides. RefSeq lists its product as uncharacterized. Bases 428 to 1612 code for a protein of 394 amino acids. Lineage: Eukaryota; Fungi; Basidiomycota; Agaricomycetes; Cantharellales; Hydnaceae. The transcript is spliced from 4 exons. The record is from RefSeq and is a predicted model, not a curated record.